Messenger RNA from Truncatella angustata, 907 nucleotides. RefSeq lists its product as uncharacterized. The transcript is spliced from 3 exons. The record is from RefSeq and is a predicted model, not a curated record. The coding region runs from base 291 to 890 and encodes 199 amino acids. NCBI's taxonomy places the organism in Eukaryota, Fungi, Ascomycota, Sordariomycetes, Amphisphaeriales, Sporocadaceae.
CUGUAGCUUGCAACCCUGUCACUGCUGCGCAACUUUGCAUCUCACCAGCCACACGCUGACGAUCGAUUGGAUCGGAUCCGGGGUUGCACUCCUACGAAAACCGCAUUUGCCCUGCAAACCGCCCUGUCGUCAUGCGGAAAGACAUUUAAUCUUCACUCCACACCGCUCAUACGAUUGUGUAGCUGACAUUGAAGUCGAACAUCGAGCCAGCCUUCGUAUAUUGAUAUGAGUAUAUUGCCAACUCUGCGCCCCUCAAGGUCAUUGUCGCAGGAAUUGGAAACUAGCCCAUCAUGACGCGCAUGGUAGUCUAUGGCGUGGCGCUAUCCGUCUUUAUCGUUGCCACGCUAUUGACGAUUGUGUCCGUCCUCACGACUCACUGGCUCGACUACGAAAUCCAUAACAAAAACACCGACACGACGUUCAGACACACACUGGGUCUCCACCACAGUUGUUCGUCCUCGAGUGACCCGUCGUGUCGACCAUUCCCCGACGACGAUGAUUGCCGGGAAGAUAAGACCUUCUGCUCGUUGUGGCGCAGCUCUGGCUUCUUGCUGUCGUUCGCGACGGUAGUAGAGCUUGCAACGCUCGUCUCGUUCAUCGUAGUCAUGGCCGGCGGCAAGUUCAAGCGUGAGGAUGGCUGGAAGCUGGUCGCCGGACUACUACUUGCCGACUCGGCUGUUGAGUUUACGGGCAUGGGUAUUGUGGCGUACUUAUUCAAUCAUGACUCGCAGUUUAUCAUGUCCGGCUGGAGUCUCGGCUGGUCGUGGGUCCUCUGCACAGUCAGCGCCAGUGCAUCGUUCGUUGUUGCCGCUUCCCUGGCGAUAUCUGCUUGGGUGUUACCGUCGGAGGACGAUUAUGAGCCUUUGGGUGAUGGCAUCAACGAUAUAUAAGCUUCGAGACGACGCUA